AUCAGGCUGCCUCGUUUCAGGCUCGGUUGCACCGCAGCGUUGGGAUGCUGGUCUGGUUGAGUCAAGCGACGGCCAAGAGGCGAUGGUGCCGCCGACAGAGCAUCGCUGUGAGCCGCGUGCCGACGGCGGACAUGGCAGUCGCGGCUGGGGCUUUGCACCCUGGCAGAGGAUAGUGCAAAGCGCAGCGGAGGAGCCCAUGUAACGCAAUAGCCGUCCGCAGGCUCGGGCGCGAGGCGGACAGGGAGGCGCUCCAGGCUGCUCCGCUCCCUCCAUUCAUCGCCUGCAGCAGAGGAAAGAUUAUUAUUGUUGUUGUUGUUGUUGCGAUUGUUCUCGUGGAAAGGGGGGCGUCGGCGAAAGAGUCAGGCGCAGAGCCCUCCGCUGAGCCCCUGGGGAGACGGAGACCGGUGCCUGCCCUUGCAGUGCCGCCGGGGAGUCUGCCCGCUGCAUCCCCGCUGCUGCCUGCAUGCCUUUGUCCCUUCCCGCGGGGGGCUGGAAGGAGGCGGCGAGGCUCCUUCGCGGGCCCAGCACUAGGAGCGCUCCCCUCCCUCGCUGGCGGGCACUUCGCUCGGGUGCUGCUCCUGGUCGUCGUCGUCGGAGGUCGGGCGGGCGGCGGCGUCCUCCUCUCCGCGCGCCUCCCCCCUUCCCGGGUAGGACGAAGUUUGCGCGCCUGCCUGGACCAGCCAAAGUUGUGUCUGCCGCUGCAGGUGGCGGCCGACCCGCCGGGAGAGAGCGGCGCUCCGAGGACAGCGGCCCCGGAGACGCAGGGAUGAGCAGCAGGGAGGCGAGUGGCCGCCCGGGUUAGGCGCCGACUGUCUCCUCUGCUGUCGCCUUCCCGCGGGAGAGGCGGCACGGGCGUCCAUUGAUCACCCCCCGGGGCAGGUUAACUCCCCCCCGGGAAUGCUGCCUGGAGGAUGUUGUGGUUCCCGGUGAAGAAGAUCCGGAAGCAGUUCAAGCUCCUGCUGCUCCUGGUGCUGCUCACCUUCGCCGUGUGGUUCACCUACCUGCAUAUCAGCCAGGUGCGCCAAGGCAAGGCGCUGCGCCUUCACUUCGCCUACGGCAGGGAUGGUGAACGACUGGCUGAGGUGACAGAUCCUGGCAGACGAGUGGCUGGGGCCCAGGCGGCAUCUUUUCACAGGAAGGCUGAAGAUUCCAGCGAGAGCCGGGAGGAUGAGCAGAUGAUUGAAGACCUUGGGGUUGAUGGGUGGUUCUCAAGAAGACAUGGAUUUGAUGGAGCUGGAAGACAUUCAAAGCCAAACAUAACCAGACAUGUUCUUCCAUGGAAUGAACAGUACAAAGGGAAAGCAAACCUUCAUGUAUUUGAAGACUGGUGUGGAGGGGCUGUGGGUCAUCUACGGAAGAAUCUGCAUUUCCCCCUCUAUCCACAUACACGCACAACAGUGAAGAAACUGGCUGUGUCACCCAAGUGGAAGAAUUAUGGGCUACGUAUAUUUGGGUACAUUCAUCCCUUCAAAGAUGGGGAUUUCCAAUUUUCUGUAGCUUCAGAUGAUAACUCUGAAUUCUGGCUCAGCUCUGAUGACAGUCCUGCCAAUGCACGUCUGGUGGCAUUUGUUGGCAAGAUGGGUUCUGAGUGGACUGCCCCAGGAGAGUUCACAAAAUUCAGCUCACAGGUUUCCAAGCCUGUUCACCUCCUCUCCUCCAGGCACUACUACUUCGAGCUCCUCCACAAACAGGAUGACCGUGGAUCAGACCAUGUGGAAGUUGGUUGGCGAGUUUUCCUUCCCAGCUUCAGGUUUGAAGUGGUUGAUUCUCCCUACAUCUCACUGUAUACAGAUGAAUCCAGUCUGAAAAUGAAUGAGGUGGAACAUGUGCCUCAGUCUCUUGCCAGCCAUGCUGGCAGCUACCUCUGGAGAACACAGAGAGAUGAGCAUGGAGCAGAUAUGCUCAAGCCUGACCCACGAGAUACUUUCUUCCUCACUCCCCAGAUCGACCCAUCCCAUGUGGAGAAUGUGCUGGUACCCUGUGCUUACAGCCCCACGUAUGUGGUGAAGGACUUCCCAAUUGCCCGCUACCAAGGCCUGCAAUUUGUCUACCUCUCAUUUGUCUACCCCAAUGAUUUCACCCGGCUUACGCACAUGGAGACAGAGAACAAAUGCUUCUACAGAGAGUCUCCUCUUUAUCUGGAAAAAUUUGGCUUUUACAAGUACAUGAAGAUGGAUGAUGAGGAAGAGAAUCUUCACCAGAGAGCCUUUCUGUUCCUGAACCCUGAAAAUUUUCUUGAAGAGGAGGAAGAAGGAGCCGACAGUCCUGAGCCCACUGAUCCACUUCCGGAUACCAAGGAUGGGAGCCCAAAUACCCUGGAUCCUCAUAUGUUGCCUGGGACCCAGAGAAAGGAGAGAACCCUGAUCACAAAGGAAUAUGGGGAUGACAUGGACUACUACGCCUUCCAUCAGAAGCAAAAGAAGUUUAAUGAGGAAGGAGCCUUGGCAGGGCAGCCAGUCACUACAGGCACAAACAGCGGACCCAGCCUGAGUCCUGUGACUUCAUCUAAGGACUUCCAGGCCUAUAAGAGAACAGCAGCUUUAGGAGAACAGGAUGUUAUCCAUAGUCGGUCUCUCAGCUGGGCACACAACGAGGAGGAUGAGGAGAAUGGACAGAAGAAAGGUGAGCUGGGAAUGUUGCCCCCAUCAAAGCAGGGCAGCUCUCUCAGCCUCCACCCGUACCUUUCUGUGUCUUUCUUUGCUGGGAAGGCCAAACAGCAGAGCCCUAAGGAGGAAAAACAGCCCAUAAAGGAGAACAAGAAACCCCCCGAGAAAGUGUAUGUGACCCGGCUGCAACCAAGCAAGAAGAAGGCCCCAUCUCAAAAGAAUACUUUCCCUGGAGUGUUCCUCUAUCCCAAGCCUCCACGGAAGAUGCAGUUGCACUCCAGGACUCCUCAACGUUGGUCUGCUCCCUCCAACAAAUUCCACAGUAUCCCUGGUCAUAGGAUACCAUGGCUCACUGAGAACAUGUCCAGGGAAACAGAUCCUUCCAAAAGGAAAAGCCAGCGAGCCAACAGGAAAUGGGAACAGCUAUAUGAUCAAGAGACCUCUAAGACUAAGAUCAAACAUAACGUGCAGCCUAGUGUGUUGACCAUGCCUGCCGAAGGACUGUUCAGCAAAGAAAACUUUGAGGUUUCUACCCCAGCAAGGGUGACCCAGGAUUACAAUUCCUCAGAGACAGGGCUCUCUGACGGGGUGAGAGUGACAUCAUUCCUGAGGAUGUCAGAAAUGACAGAAUCUCAGCAGGAUGAGGCUGAGGGCCCAGAGAAGGCCAGGGAAGAGGAGGUGGAGGAGGAAUUGUCUGACUACAGCUAUGAGAACUCUGAUCUGCAACAGAGCUGGCUAGAGGACUCUAUCAAUUGGCAAAGGACGUUCAGUGUCAGCCCUGUGGACUUUGAGCUGUUGCGUUCAGACUGGAAUGAUUUGCGGUGCAAUGUGUCAGGAAACCUACAGCUGACUGAGAGCGAGGUGGUAGAUGUGGUGGCCCAGUAUAUGGAGAAACUCAAUGAGAAGAAUGGCGGCAUCUACACCCUCUUGCGGAUCAUCAAUGUGGAGAAACGGCGAGACACAGCCCGGGGCAACCGCUAUCUUGUGGAGCUGGAGUUGAUGGAGAGGGGCCAGAGGACUGUAAGACUCUCAGAGUACAUCUAUGUCCUGCUACACCAGGGCAAGUCAGAGGACAGCACUGAAGCCAACCCUGAGGGGCCUGCAACUAUGUCCACUGAGUCUCAGCCACCACCUAGUGCCUGGAGCCUGCUGUAUGGAAAGCCCAUCCUGUGCAGGCCUCUGCAGCUUAACUGGAGGCAUGAUGUUAUGGUACAUUUUGUGGUGCCAGUGAAAAACCAGGCACGUUGGGUACAGCAGUUUAUCUCUGACAUGGCCAACCUAUACUUGAACACCAAGGAUGCCAACUUCAACAUUAUCCUGGUAGAUUUUGAUAGUGAUGACAUGGAUGUGGAGAAGGCACUGCAGGAGGCUCACCUGCCCAGGUACCUAUACUUGAAGCGCACAGGAAACUUUGAACGCUCUGCAGGACUUCAGGCAGGAGUGGACUCCAUAGAGGAUGGAAGCAGCAUUGUUUUCCUGUGUGACCUGCACAUUCACUUCCCCCUCAACAUUUUAGACAGCAUCCGGAAGCAUUGUGUGGAGGGAAAACUGGCUUAUGCACCCAUUGUCAUGCGGCUGGGCUGUGGGAGCUCUCCGAGAGAACCCAACGGCUACUGGGAAGUGAAUGGCUUUGGCCUCUUUGGGAUCUACAAGUCUGACUUCGAUCGUAUUGGAGGAAUGAACACAGAAGAGUUCCGGGACCGCUGGGGUGGAGAAGACUGGGAGUUGCUGGACAGAGUGUUGCAGAGUGGACUAGAAGUGGAACGUUUGCGACUCAGGAACUUUUACCAUUACUACCAUUCCAAACGCGGCAUGUGGAAUUCACGCAACAAAAAGACAUCCAAAGACUAAGCACCAUUCCUGCCGAAUUCUACUCCUGGCCCUCCUGAGGAGGUGAAGAGGGAGAAGCCGCCACCUUGGCUGUACUAUACUGUAUUGGUGCAAUUUCCACACUGCUGCUGGUGUGCUUCUGGACCCUGCAUCUAAGGCCUGUGCAAAGGCUGUUGGAGCUGAGGAUUUCUAUGGAACUAUUCAAGACCAACCAUGUUUACUUUGGGAUUUUUGUGAAUUUUCUUAAGGGAUCUAAUUUUCUUAGUCAGAAAUUACAAAUAUUAACUCAGUAGUGCUGAAAGGUCAGGAUUCCUGCUAAAGGGAGAACAGGGUGAGCCCUCCAUUGUUACUGCCAGUCAGGAAGGAGCUGAGGCAGCUACUCCCAAGUUUAUGCAGAUGCAAAGAUCUCAUCAGAUCUCAGAAGCUAAGCAGAGUUGGCCCUGAUCAAUAUUUGGAUGGGAGACCUCCAAGGAAUACCAGGGUCACUAAGCAGAGGAAGGCAAUGGCAAACCACCUCUGUUAGUCUCUUGCCUUGAAAACCUUACCAGGUUGCCAUAAGUCAACUGCAGCUUGAUGGCACUUUACACACACACACACAAAGGUCAUGAUGGUGCUUGCCUCAUGGGCUCAUUUCAGACAUCAUGUGAAAACAUGGUUUUUUUCACCAAUGGUUAAUUUGUGAAGCCAUGAUUCACUGCAUAGAAAAUCGAAUGCUGGUUUCACCACCCUUGCUCUGACCACGAGGAUCUGUGGUUGGGGUGCAUUAUUGGGGAACUAGCUAGCAUUAAGCCCAAUGUCUAUAUGCAUGUAUUAUGAAAAACUACAGUUAAGACUAAAACAGCUUCAAACUGUGGUUUUACAUCCUGCUUUGACAGAUCCUAAUAACUAACUGUAGUUAGUGGAGUGGCUGUGUUCACUAACCUAGUUUAAUUGAAUAAUUGUUUUGCAUUAUGUCUGAACUGAGCAUACCAUGAUCUCUAGGUUUUGGCCCUGAGGUGAGAGGAGAACUAAUGUUCACUGCUUAGGUGCCUGGGCUUCAGCACCUUCACAUGUUAAGGGGGGCAUUUUUCAGGAAGAGUAAUAGUAAUUGAGAGUAAUUGAGAAGAUGCAUUAUCAGACAGUGGUUUCAAUCCAUCAAAUCCAGUUUUGGAUUUUAUGUUUGAUGCAGUGACGGCUCACCUAGGUAGAGACAGUCUCAACCCAUACUUACUUGUUUAUGUGGCUAAUAGAUAACUGGAAAAGCAUUUUGCUUUAAUGAGUUCAAAGAUAGGAAUAGAUAUAAAAGGUAUAGUCCCUUGAAAAGGGAGAGAGUGGCCCCAGCUGUUCUCAGAGGAAUAUAGGAGUCAAGAAACUCUAGUGCCCCAGGAUUCCACAGUCUUCAUUUCAGCUGUAGCACAAGAAUGGGUAGAUGGUCACAAAAUGAGAGAGUUAAGAGAUGCCAGCUGGCACCCGGGUGGGAGGGACGGGGGAGAGAAGAGGUUUAGCAUUGUGUUCACAAGCAACAUCACUUCCAGUAUGAAAUAAGAAGUGAUGUCAUCACCUCAGGGCAAUGAUGUAGGAUUUACCCAAAACUGCAACAAUGUGAUAGCAGCACUCCAAGUUUUGCUUCAGAAAUAACACAUUAGGCUGAAUCCCCAGCACAUCUCCUCCCCACAUCAAGUGGCAUCAGAGAAUGAGGAAGACUAUCAGGAGAUCUGUUCUCCCUGGAGAGAGGAUGAGUUUCAGCUUAACCAUCAGCAAGGGCAAAGUAAGAAUUAAAAAACCUCUGAUGAAUACAGUGUUACUGGGGGACCAGAAGCUAGUUAUUACUGCCUGCUCCUUACCACUCACUCAGCUGAGAAAAUGGGAGAAGGUAGGCACAUGUUUAGGCUGUGUCCCCACCCAUGCCCGUUGUAGGAAUGAUUAAAGCAUGAGUCUGACAAAGUGGUUUCCCCAUGUAACUUUGCAGAGGUUCAGAAUUUUGUGUAAACUUUGCUGUAACGUCAUGCAAAGUCUGCGUGCUCUGUCUGGAUGCAAGAGUUCUGAAGCCCUUGCAGAACCAAUGCUGGAGUGCUAAUGAAGCAAGUGUGGCUGCUUUGCACCAGUUGCACCACAGUUCAAAGGAGAUGCUGAGCCCAAGCAGAGUCACAUGCUCAAGCUCUUGCCUUGUCAGCCUCACAUGUAAAUCAGGCCUUUCUGAAUGGCUAGGAGGGCAUGCCCUCUCCCCUCCAGCCCCAAUUCCAUUAUUGUUUCUGCUGAGCCCUUGCUUCUGACCCAAUUCCUAUUCUUGGAAAGUAGACAAGGUUUCAUUUUCCUCUGUUUUCAUCUUCUACCUGCUAUGGUUAGUGUAUCAGAAACAAAAGAUGCAGGAAUCAGAGGAGAGGAGGGCAAAACAAUAUUUCCAAGCUAAUUUCUGUGAAAUUAUGAGGUAGAAAGCUGUUUUCAGAACGUUAUGUCUGGUAUUGGGUUUUUUAUUUUUAUUGAUAUUGUUAUUAAAAAAUAAAUGUCUUGGUUCUGAUUUU
Molecule: messenger RNA, 6937 nt
Organism: Sphaerodactylus townsendi
Lineage: Eukaryota; Metazoa; Chordata; Lepidosauria; Squamata; Sphaerodactylidae
Gene: B4GALNT4
Product: beta-1,4-N-acetyl-galactosaminyltransferase 4
Exons: 20
Coding region: 912-4457 (1181 amino acids)
Cellular component (GO): Golgi cisterna membrane
Molecular function (GO): acetylgalactosaminyltransferase activity
Source: RefSeq, a predicted model, not a curated record